UUCUAUAUCCCGUCUUGCGCUGCGUGAGAUAGAGAUAGGUGACAUUCAUGCAUCGCUCGUUUUUUUUCUUAUGGAUAUCUCCUCCAGGGAGAGGUCGUAAGGGUCCGAGUGAUGCGGAUAAGCGGUACAACAACAGAUCGAAACUGUAUCGCGACAAGCUGUGGGCUCUCGACUGGGUCGGAGUGACCGGCGAGCCCGGUUGCGGUGCUUCUGUGUUUUUGACGGAGGACGAAGGGGCGACCUGGUACUGUUGUGGUGGCAUCAUCAGGUCUGAAAUUCACAAGGCCACGAUGGAGAAGGGCAAGGUCAACGAGGGAGACUUAAGGAAGUUCUUCCUCACUUCAGUGUACGAUGAACAGGGUGCCGACAAGGUCAAGACUGACCACAAGGUCAUCCUCGACCUUGCUCUAUUCAAGGGGUAUGGUCAGAAGGCAUUCGCUAUGAAAGUCGUCGGCAGCAAGGGAGAUGGGAAUGAGUUUAUAAUGCUCUUACCCGUUGAAUUCCUUAGCAAGACCAACGGGUAUAGGAAAAGUGGUCAAUUCCCGACGGUCGCCGCUGGUCACCAUCUCACGAUGCCUCUUGUGUCGUUCGACACUCCUGUCGAAAGUCUCGCAGGCUUAUCGACGUGCUCUAGCGAUCGGCGGCAGGUUGUAUCGACAACGCAACAACCUAUUGGCGGGAAACAGAAAGUCAUUACUUGCUCAAGGCGUUCAGCGGGUGGGUCAUCGACGACGACCCCGAAGACGAUGGAGCUCGCCAGACGUCCUUUGAAACUUCCAGAAAGCUCUCGUGUUGUUGCCAGCUCGCGCUCGCGGGACACCCCGCAACAUCAAAUGGACGAGGAGUCGAACGAAGAAACGGAGGAAGACGAACGGGUUCGUAAAUUGGAUUCGCGGUUCUUGGCAACAGCUGGGCACAACCGGGGCGAAGGCUCUUGCGAUGUGAAUGUGAGGCGGGAAGCUGGUGGAGGUGGCGAAGCCCGGCUUGGGGGCGAUGGAGAAUAUGACGAAGAUGAAGGCGAGUGUGGUAGUGGCGAGCGACAACAAAACGUUGGAGGUGGGGCACCCCAUUGUGAUGGAACGGUGGAGCAAAUGAAGUGUGACAGAGUUGCGGCGAGUGGUGGGGUGGAAUAUGGCGGUCAGGGUGGUUCGGAAAUGGAAGACGGCGAAUUGGAAGACAAAAGAGGAGAUGUCGGUGUUUCCGCGGGGCUGACUUCCAAGAGGGGGGGAAAACGCAAAGCGGAAGAGUCGCCGACGCCAGCUGCGCCUAAGAAGCAGGCUCGAAGGAAAGCUGUGGACGAAGCUCGGGUCGCCUUGGAUGCAUCUCAAAAAACGCUUGGUGAACCCGAUGUGAAGCGCAAAUCAAGUGCUCGGAUUCGCAAAAUACGACUUCUGCGACGACGCUCAAGGGGUGGCCCCUCGCUCGACGUUGAACAGGAGACGAAGAAACCCAGUGCGGUCAACAUGACGCAAUGCUACUUCCUCGAGUACGAUAAGGAAGGCAAAAAGAGAAGAGACCCUCCGAGAGUGGUAAUUGAUGUUAUGCAAAUCCUUCGAAUUCCGGAGGGAGAUAUCACCUUCAAUCAGCGAUCGCUGAACAUGGCCAUCCUUCCAGGCCUCGAUGCGGCUAUCAAGUCGUCGACUGGGCCAAGGGCCGAGGAUGAUCCUGCUCCGUGGGAACCACCAGAGUUGGUGUUGGCUCCAAUUACGCCAUGGAAGGACGAUCCGGACAGGCAAGGGACACGAGUCCUUCGAAAGGACUUCGAUCCCGAUAGGGCGGACGAGUACUUCUAUUACCCGGUUGCCGGCCAGUAUACUUCCGAAGCCAUGAAAAGAGUAGUGGCGAGGAAUUCCACAGCAGUGGACGUGUUCGGCUUUCGAAAUUAUGAUCGUGUACGGAUCAUUUAUUUCGACGACGACCACACGAAUGGAGAGGCGAAUGAGUGGAAGGAGGGGUUCUUCUUCGACUAUGAUAAAAUGGAGCAAAGGUUUGGCGUAAAUGCAGGCGAAUGGGAUGAGGAAAGGGAUAGGAUCCCUUUGGAAUAUGUCCGGAGGGUUCUGAAAAGACUCGGUGGAGAGCAAGAACAAAAAGAUUUGAAAGGAGUUGGUCUAAAGGCCACGGAGGCGUUGUACAGGGACACGCCAUUCCAUUUCAAGUACUUUGUGUACCACGCCAUAGGGAAAGUGGACUUGCUGACAGCCGAGUUGGGACGGUUGAAGAACGUUGCGCUUCAUCUGUGUUGGGAGAAGAAAGGGCGACGGUCGACAUUGUUGCCGGUCAACAUGCACCCGAAGGAGUUGCUGCCCGCGGCCGACGAAAUUGUGACAGCAGCCACGAACUUGAAUUGCAAGGCCGCCAUCCUCGAUCUCGCAAACCCGAACGACUGGCUUGCAUGGUCGCCGACCGAUUUCGAUGCUCUGCACAUAAUGAUGUCGAAAUUGUACGGCAAUAAUUUGAUAUUGAUUGUUUUUGCCCCACAAAAACAACAGAAGAUCGUCAUGCGACAACUUUACAACAAGGACGACGUAGAGCAAGUCGAUUACAAGGACACGAUGGCGAUCGUCCUGCAUGCCAAGGGCGGCGACCUCAAGAAGGUCACGAGGGUCCCUAAGUCGGAGGCGGAGCUAGUGGAGCUCAACUUUGAGGAAGACAAGUUCAAGAGGUGCACAGCAAAGCAUGGCGGCGGCGAAGGAAACGAACGAGAGGAAUAUGGGCGGUGGGAACGACAUCCGACACGGUUGCAGAAGUUAUGUAGUUCGUUUCUGCACGAGGAUCAGGGGGUGAUACUUAUCGGAAAGCCGCAUGCUAGACUGGUGUGGGAGCUUCUAUGCGCAGGCUAUCAUGUUUUUGCAUGUGACGCGUCAUCCAAAGACAUCUCGUACUUGACGAAGGCAAUCGACAUUCUUGGGAGGGACACGAGAAACGAUUGCACGGUUGAGAGGCAGAAGACUGCGCAACGUCCGGAGAGAGAUAUGUACCACAAGCUGGGCAAGAAGAGAAACAAGAUGUGGGACUAUCUGUUCCAAGGCCAACCCAAGUCGCCAUUUGAGCAUGACUACAUAGUUCGCAAAGCGAUGGCACAGGAAGCAUAUGGUGGUUACCACAAAGCUUAGGUGGGUGUGUUUGCGAUGUUUGUCGCGCGAUGCGAGCAACUGAAGU
Messenger RNA from Chara braunii, 3159 nucleotides. Lineage: Eukaryota; Viridiplantae; Streptophyta; Charophyceae; Charales; Characeae. The record is from the annotation of a GenBank genome assembly.